This is a messenger RNA of Meloidogyne enterolobii, 1246 nucleotides long. Lineage: Eukaryota; Metazoa; Nematoda; Chromadorea; Rhabditida; Meloidogynidae. The record is from the annotation of a GenBank genome assembly.
CUGUAUUUUAAUUAUUUUACAAUUUUUAAACUUUUUAAAGGCUACUUGCGUCUUCUGGUUCCCUUUAUGAAUUAUUUUCUUCUUUCAAUUUUAUUAUUCCUAUUUUCUUUUGCUGCUUCUAAUUCCAAUCCAAAUGGAAACUUUCUUGUUAUAACUGAUAUUCACAUUGAUGAAAAAUACAACAAAAAUGGAAAUAGAUCAGAAAUGUGUCAUUUAGAUGAAAAUAGUGGAAAUCAAACACCAAAAGAGGCCAGAGACGCAGGAGAAAAGGAUGCUAUUGGGACAUAUGGUGAUCGGAAAUGUGACUCUCCACCGGCAUUAGUUGAUUAUAUGUUAGAUGAAGCAAAGAGGCAUAUUCCAAAACCUGAUUUUAUUAUAUGGACUGGCGAUACUGCGGCUCAUAUAAAAUACACACAAAAAGAAUUUAUUAAUACAAUGAUGACUGUCACCGAUUCUAUAAAACAACGAUUUUCUGAUGUUUUGGUCAUCCCAAUUUUGGGUAAUCACGAUAUGGAACCUUCUAAUUCAUUUCCUGACGAUGCAGAACAAUUAGGGAUGUAUCAAGGAAUUUAUGAUCUUUGGAAGGGAUGGAUUGGUGAUAAACCUAAGGAAACUUUUUUGCGUGGUGGAUAUUAUUAUUUUAAAUCUCCAUUGGACGGAUCUGAAUAUUUAGUUUUGAACACAAAUAUUUAUUAUGUAAUAAAUACUGCAAUUGAAAAUUUUACAAAUCCAGAGGACCCAACUGGCCAAUUUGAAUUUAUUGAAAAAUAUUUGGCUGAAAUUAAAUCAAAAAAUGGAAAAAUAAAUAUUGUUGGGCACGUUCCGCCAGGGGGUAGUAUUCGGUAUGUUUUUAAUUCUGACAAGACAGAAUGGCAAGUUGAAAUGCCGAAACAAUACAAUAAACGGUUAAUUGAUUUGUUUACAAAAUAUGCAGAUUCUAUUGGGUUUAUGUUAUUUGGACAUUUACAUACUGAUACUUUUAGAAUUUUGAAGGUUUUUUUAAAAUUAGUUUGGGAGGCAAUAGGUGCAUAUAAACGACUGUUUAGGUAAACUACUUUUCAAUUAGUUCCCUUGCGUUCCUUUUCUCCACCAAUUUUUGCAAACUUUGAGGCCCCAAAACUUUUUAGUUUCACAUCGACAGUUAAAAAGAUAGAAAAUUUUUUUAUAGUAAAUCGAUGAUCCAUUGACACUAAAAAGGGUACAAAGUUACGCCAAAAUUUUGGCGCACAUCCCAUGUUAGCCCUCC